GCCUUCACUUCACAAGUGUUUACAUUUGAAUUGCAUUUCAAUUGUGUUUCGCCUUUGAGUCCCAAUUAUGGCCGCAAUCAAUGCAAUCAACGCUUGCCUUAAAAGUGGCCGCAAUUUGUUGGCCAGAAAUGAGUGUCGUUUAGCCGUGAUUGUCGGCCAACAGAUCCGUUUCCGACGCAAAGGUUUCAAAGAGCAAAAGAUUCGGUCCACACCUCAAGAGUUGCCAAUUGAUCCCGAGAUCGAGAGCCGCCGCGUAUCCAACAAGGAGUCAGUGGUGCCGUCAGAGUUGGCCGAUCUUCGGUUCGCUUUCCCCGAGUUUUUGCCCAAACCUGUGGUCAAACAUCGCGACCGACUCUGCGAACAACUUAUGCGCACUGAUCUGAUCCGUCGGCGGACUGUCAUCGAUAUUCCCGAGUUUUAUGUCGGAUCCAUACUAUCGGUGACCAUAAGUGAUCCGUACGCACCCGGAAAAGUGUCCAGAUUUGUGGGCAUUUGCAUCGAGAGGGCCGGACAGGGAACCGAUGCCAACUUUACGCUCCGCAACCGAGUGGACGGACAGGGAGUGGAGAUCCGGUACGACAUGUAUAACCCGACC
This is a messenger RNA of Medioppia subpectinata, 595 nucleotides long. NCBI's taxonomy places the organism in Eukaryota, Metazoa, Arthropoda, Arachnida, Sarcoptiformes, Oppiidae. The record is from the annotation of a GenBank genome assembly.